UCAUAAUCCUGUUCCAUAUUACUACCGAAUAGUAUAGCGCAAGCGGCGAAACCAGAAAGAACGUCCGACUCUCGUUAUCCCAGGACCAUCACCCUUCGAGCCCGCGGUACGACCGUCGAUUGCGAGCUAUUAAUGAAUUCCCGGAGCCAAUAAGACGAUAUUCGGUGACGUUGAUUCGAGAACGCAAACAUGAACAUAACCAACACCGACCCCGCGAAUGGGAUCAAUUACUUCGACCCUCGCGCUGCCCCACCGCAGCUUGUGAACCCGCCAGGACGGAUGUUUGGCUCGUUCUCGGAUGGCAGUCCGAUCGCGCCAAACCUCCCCCAGCAUUUCCUCGCCGACGAUAUGGUAUUGGGCGGCGAUGAUGGUACGGAACAUCCCGAUGCGAAAAGGAGAAGGAUAGCGAGGGCGUGCGACAUGUGUCGGAAGAAGAAAAUCAAGUGCGACGGAAGGAUGCCGGCUUGUACUCAUUGCCAGAACUACAAGACCGAAUGCAUCUUCACACAAGUGGAGAAGAAGAGAAAUCCCCCCAAAGGCGCGAAAUACAUCGAAGGCCUCGAAAACCGAUUGGGACGUAUGGAAUCACUUCUUCGACUCUCGGGACUACUAUCCGACGAUGAUGACGGGAGGACCGACCUGGGAACGCUGGAGAAGCGUCUUUCCGAAAAGGCGCAGCAGAGACGGGAGCAGAGCGCAUCCGCACAGGGAGAUCAAACAAGCACGACUGACAGAUUAGAGAAUGGCACCGAUGCCACGAGUCAGCAUAUUAGCUCUCCGGGUAGUGGCAAUACCACUUCGCCCGAACCACAGCGAAGUAGAGAAGAAGAGGUAGAGGCACUAUCGGACAUGAUGUGCUCUUUGGUCACGAACAAUUGCGGCGAAACGCGAUAUAUUGGCUCCUCUUCUGGCUUUUCAAUAUUCUCACCCAAAGGGAUCCAGUGGGUAAACGAGAAGACGGGCGACCACUCCUUCCAAGACAUGAUCACCAACGCUGCCAUCGACGACAACAAAUGGAUCCACUGGAAAUCCGACGUCUUCCGAGACAUCUUCCAACGGCGCGUCUUCAGGCCUCUGCCGUCCAAAAACGAAGCGCUCUCGCUCCUCAAGGAUUAUUUCGAGAACUUCAACUGCAUGUUCCCCCUCUUCCAUGAACCGACCUUCAUGCAUUUGGUCGACAAGCAUUAUUCCCGGGAACCGUAUGAGGGAAGCGGUUGGUGGGCGAGUUUGAAUAUCGCCUUGGCUAUUGGUCACCGGUUACGCGUCGUGAGCAAUCUUGUCCCGCAGGAAGAAGAUCAGAAGGCGUGGGGGUAUUUGAAGAAUGCGUUGGCGGUUCAAACGGAGUUGACGAUGCGGAAUACGGACUUGCUGAGCAUCCAAGCGCUGCUCGGAAUGGCCCUGUUCUUGCAAGGCACACCGAAUCCUCAGCCUUCGUUCUUCCUCGUCGCUGCUGCUAUUCGGCUCUCCCACAGCAUCGGAUUACACAAGCGGGGAUCAGGCUUCGGUCUAAACCGAGACGAAAUUGAGCAACGAAAACGUGUAUUUUGGAUUGGCUAUAUGCUCGAUCGAGAUAUCUGCUUACGAUCCGGACGGCCUCCUAUUCAGGACGAUGACGACAUGAACGUCGAACUUCCAUCAGAAGACCCGCCAGACAACGUCGGAAACAUUCCCCUUGCCGACGGGAAAGGCAAGAUUAAUCUAUUCCGCCUAAUGUGUACCUUUGCGGCCAUUGCGUCCAAAGUGUACAAGAAUCUCUACUCCGUCAAAGCCACGAAGCAGUCCGACGGAGAGCUCUUGAACACGAUUGGCGAGCUGGACCGAGAAUUGGAAGAGUGGAAAGACGGCAUUCCGAUCGAUUUCCGACCCGAACAUGAAAUCCGCGCAUCGCAUACGCCGUUAAUACUCCACGUUGUGGUCUUGCAUUUUGCGUACUAUAAUUGUCUAACCACGAUUCAUCGGAUGAGCAUACAUCAUGGGUAUUGGACGAGCAGACUAAGCAAUUAUGCCAUCCAAGGCUUGAAUGCGCGUCCGCUCAACCCGAGAGUCUUCAGCUCCGCUGCACUAUGCGUGAGUGCUGCUCGAGCAAGCAUUCAUCUCAUCAAGUACAUCCCGCACGGUGAUUGUGCCUGCGUCUGGCUUGUUAUCUACUACCCCGUUUCCGCCCUUGUCACCCUCUUCGCCAACGUCCUCCAAAACCCCCAAGACACUCGCGCCCGCUCCGACCUCAAACUCAUGAACCUCGUCGUCACCUUCCUCAGCGCUCUAUGCUCCGACGAAGAAAACUCCUCCGUCCGCCGCAUGCUCUCCGUCUGCGCCGAAUUCGAACGCAUCUCCAACGUCGUCAUCGAAAAGGCCGAACGUGACCGCGCCGGCAGUCGCAAGCGCAAAGCCACCCAAGACCCUGAUGGUAUGGACAGCACCUCGCGGACCGGAGCCACCACGAAUCAAAACUCCAGCACCCACACCCCCAGCCUCACCGGCAGCGGCACCGCCACCCGCUCCGCCAGCCCGCACUCCCGCCCCCUCUCCAGCUCCCUCCCCACCAACAACAACGAACCGUCCGUGCCUGGCAACAUCCCCAACGUCUUCAGCCCCCCCGAGUUCGCCUCGGACUUCACCCUCCCCGCUAUCACCAGCAGCGUCACCGGCGCCGACCAGUGGCCCGGCCUCUCCGCCUUCUCGUCUCCGGCCCCGGGAAAUCCACUCCUCCCAGUAACCCCCAGACCCAGCGGGUUGCGCCCCUCUCCGCAGCCGAAUGGUAGUCGGGGUAGCCCGGGACACCAUGGCAUCGGGCGCAACACGUUAGGGAUGGCGUCGGUGGCGCGGUCGCCUGGUGGGGGCCAGGGGCCGACGUCGGGGGCGUUCAGCGGCGGCGGGGCGGGUGGAGGGGUGUUUGCCGGGGCGGACGGGCUUGCGGCGGAUAUGGGGAACAGUUUCCAGUAUCCGUUCGUGCCGCAGGAUUUGUGGCAGAUGCCGAUGACGUUGGAGUGGGAUUGGGCGGAUUUGACGCAGGGGUAUGGGGAUGUGGGGCAAGGGAUGGGAAUAGGGGGUGUGCAGGGUGAGGGUGGAGGACAGGAUGGGGAUGGGGAUGUAAAAUAGUGGGAUGGGAUAGCGAGAUUGGUUGUUAUAACAGGAAGGAGUGCGGUGAUGUGGAUAUAGAGAUCUAUCAUGAUAUGGCCGAUGGGGGUGUUUUGGAACGACAGAUAUAGGUCCGGAUAUGGAACAUGCCGCUCUCAUCUUGUAUCAGGCUUUCCUGCUUGGUUGUAAAAGCGUGUUCAGCUCUGCUAACGGCCUGAGGUUAAUUGCGUGUAUUCAUAGGCUGUCCAUUUAUAUGUGCGAGUCCACAAUUCGAUUUAUUUGGCAUCAUUUCCUCUAUCGUACCACGUUGUACAUCUACUCCCAAUCAAAGUGGCGAUUCC
Molecule: messenger RNA, 3419 nt
Organism: Eremomyces bilateralis CBS 781.70
Lineage: Eukaryota; Fungi; Ascomycota; Dothideomycetes; Eremomycetales; Eremomycetaceae
Exons: 7
Coding region: 190-3099 (969 amino acids)
Biological process (GO): DNA-templated transcription; regulation of DNA-templated transcription
Molecular function (GO): DNA binding; DNA-binding transcription factor activity, RNA polymerase II-specific; zinc ion binding
Source: RefSeq, a predicted model, not a curated record